UUAUUUCCAGCUGUGUUCCAACAAGCCCACCGUGCCCCGGGCCCGCGCACGCGCGCCACGCGCCGCGGCGGGGCGCGGCGCUGCAGCAGUGUGGCGCCGCCACGCUGCUCGCCCGGACGCCAGCGACAUGCGGCCUUGUUGACGCGAUGAGGGCGGCGGGCAUGGGUGCGCGCGCGCUGGUCUUGGCGGUGGCGGCGCUCGGCGCGGCGGCGUGGGGCGCCGGCGGCGGCAGCGGCUGCGGCGUGGCCGAGUUUGCCUGCCGAAGCAGACAGUGCGUUCGCCUCGACCGCUUCUGCGACGGCACAGCCCAGUGCAUGGACGGUAGCGACGAGCCGCCCCACUGCUCGCCCUGCAACCGCACGUACUACGGCCGCGCCGGCGUAGCCUAUGCUCUCGCCGUCGGCGCUGGUGCUGGGGUCGGCGACGCGCCGCCGCCUCCGCCGCCAAGAGUGCCGUUUCUCUGCCAUUUGACAUUUACCGCGGGAGGCGGGACGCAUGGGGAUUUAGUGCAGUUGGCGUUUGAGGAGUUUCGUGUGGGAAGAUACACGCCAGGAAACGUCGACGGCUGCCCUGAUGGCUACAUGCAGCUUGCAGAGCUCGGUCGCCCUUUCACUGGCGGCUCAUGGUGUGGAGCAUCUGAAGGCGCAGCGCUGUACUACAGUGAGACAGCUACUGUAACGGUGUCCGUAAAACUGUUCCGAGCACGCCUUGGGGAGCCGUUUGGUCUGAAGUUGAGAUACAAGUUCUUGCAGCAGAGGGAUGCUGUUGUAAGGUUUGGAGCGUUAGAAGCACCUCUAGAACGCGGGGCAGUAUCACCCGGGACGUACUGCACGCGCACCUACGAGGAAUGCCACCGCAAACCUUGCCGUCUUCAGAGCCCCAAUUAUCCUGGAAUGUACCCUAGGAACGUGACCUGCUAUUGGAGUUUACGCCAGAAGGAUAUACCGACCUGUAAACAUGCGAUGAUAUCUGUAAGGCAGGAUCAUUCACAUAAGAUGCAGAUUAAGAGAUCCAUUUCGAUGGCCAGUCUAAACAAAACGGGUCGAGCGGUACGAGCGUGGCGAGAGUGCACAGGCGAGCGUGACAGACUUAUCUUCUACGACGGUGCAUCAACAGACGACCCAGUUCUUGUCGAGUAUUGUGGUGGAGACUGGCUACCGAGAGUCACUGCCCGUGGUCCUGAGAUGUUGGUAGCCUUUCAUUCGUCACCGUAUUCUGCGCCGUUGAGACCACCAGCACCGCUAGCGCCAUUGAGAGGUUUUGAACUUGACGUUGAUGUCAUAUUUGCUGAUUCAGACUCGCUUGAUUAUGCAAGGGAGGCACGCAGAUGUGAGUUUCAUGUUAAAGCGUCGUCGACUGAAGAAGAGGGUAAUGUAACGACACCAGGGGCCGCGGGGCGUGGACGGCGGGGUCGACUGCACGCUCCCACACAUACACUGCCACCAAAUACGACAUGUACUUGGACUUUCCAUGGUCGGCCAGGUGACUUGGUGUGGAUCUACUUCUCCAGUUUCACCCAAUAUUCGCUAGUGGAUGGUCGUCGCAUGGAAAGUAGUGAAAGAGAAGAAGAAGGUGGUAUGGCACCACCUCGCCCUCCUACAAGUACUGCAGCGAGACCCAUUGGAGCUCCUUGUGGGGUUGAAUUAAGGGUCUGGGAUGGUGGUGGGGGUGGGGUCAGUGGGGAGGGCACGAUUAUAGGGCGUUAUUGCGACGAAGCGCCUCGUCUAUGCGCAAGAGCUGCCUUAGCUAACGCUACUCGCUCCCCUCGCCCCUGUUCUCCACCUGAUGGAUACGUCUCUACAGUGCCAUUGCUAGCUUUAGCAGCUACAAGUCGCUCUGGAACUGCAACUCAUCCUUUACGAUUUGCACUGCACUAUGAAUUCAUUGACGCGCGGUUGGCAGGGGCUGCGUUACCAAGCAAUAUACCGAGAGUAGCACGGCCGGUGCCAGCGGCUUGCGCAAGGCUUCUUACUCGUCCAGGAGAGUUAUUGUCGCCUGGAAAUGCUUUAUGGUUCGGGCGAGGUGGUGCUCGCCGUUUACGCUGCGUUUAUAGACUGCAAUCAGAGUCGCAUGUAGCAAUAGAGUUAGCAGCCGCAUCAUUCGGUCGACGUCCACGAUGUUUUACUCGCUCAGACCCAGCCAGUGGUCGAAUGCGAUGCGUAGCAGAGGCUAUGGAACCGGAGGAAACGCCCGUGGAAGAAAAAGAGGCAAAUGAAGAUUUUGAUGGCGAAGAAGACACACCGAUGCGUGUACCGCAUUUAAUGAUCUAUGAAGCUCCGUGGCCGGGAUAUAGGGUACCACUCGGGUGCAUAUGCGACAACACAUCCGCGCUGAUCCGCCAUUCUGGCGCCGGCGCUCUCGAGCUUGUCCUAACGGCUCGCUCAUUGGCCGCCGAUGAAGAUGCCCGCCAUCUUCAUUUCCGUGGUUCUUGGAGCACGCCAGCCGCACCGGCGUAUAACUGUGCGGCGCGACGGAGGUUGCCCCCACCUGGAGGGCAUAUUCAUCUGCUUUAUCCGUAUGAUGGCAACCGCGCCUCAGAAUGCGGCGAAACUCCCUUCCUUCUCAUGGCGCGGGGUAACCGCUCAGUAUUCCUCCGAGUGUGGGGAGACGAGUUACCGCUUACGCCGCCGCCGCCUCCGCCUGCAGUCGGCGCGCCGGCGCCGCCGGAACCGCCGUUGUGUCACACCACUAAUCGCGUGCUGGUGUACCACGCGCAUACUUCCAGAUUAUUGAAGGCGAUCUGCCCAAGCAGCAGCGACGAGGGCCGAGCAGUCCAAAUAUUCACCGACGAGUGGUGGGGCCGGGGCCGUGGAGGGGGCCCCGGGUCCGCGCUACUAGUAGUCUGGGCGGCGCGCGAGGCCGGCUCAGCCCGCAUGGCCUGGAUGGAGGUCUGGAGGCCUGCGGGCACCGGCCCGAUCGGGACCCCCGGUGCUGAGCCAGUCAACGCGACAGCUAUGUGUGUGAGAGGGUGCAGUGCGUUGGCAGCGUGUAUGCCUGGCGCGCUUUGGUGUGAUGGCGCGCAGGAUUGCCCCGGAGGCGCUGAUGAGGCCGCUGGGGCUGGUUGUGGCGCUGCCGCGCGGUUACUAGCGGCUUUAGGCGCUCCCGCAGCGGCAGGAGCGCUAGCAGCGCUUGGAGGCGCCGCUUUCGGAGUUAUACUCCUAGCCGUGCUCAGAAGGCGUCGAAGAGCAGAUAAAGCGCUGUUAGCGGCCGGCGGACGCCGCGCUACAGAAGAGCUGCUUUUCGAUUCAAGGGCGUCUUCGGCCGCCUCCUGACGGCGCGAGCGCUCCGUCGAGUACAUCCACGUGGACCGAGAGACCACGGUGUGACGGGGCGCUUUAGCUGUAUAUACGCGCUGGUUGUACAUAGCGCUCACUGUACAUAAUGUGCUGCACGACGUGACGCGACGUCUCCUGUGAUAUCGUACCUUACGUUGAUAGUUUUUAUCUCACUAUACAAUCUAUUGUUGCGUUGAUCUAGGUGACGUGUUUAAGUUGGGCUGACGGCCGAUUUGUUUGUGCGCUCAAUACCAAAACGGCGUAUGUACCAUGUAAUUCUGUAGAUUAUACGUCGUUUUGGUUAAUAGUUAUUACAUUUCACGAAUCCUUACUCUUAUUACUAAGACGUUAAGGUCUAAUAUCGUCUGUGCUUCGUGAAAUGCAAUGUAUAGUUGAUGAAAACGAAAAGGGGCGCGUUUUUAUUCCUAUAAGUAUUAUAUUCUAUUGAUAUUUUUGAAGAACUGUCCCGUCCCUCGUUUUCACUUAAGUUAUACGAAACACUGAUUAAACACAUAGUUCAAAUUUACGAACUAAA
Messenger RNA from Cydia splendana, 3810 nucleotides. RefSeq lists its product as uncharacterized. The record is from RefSeq and is a predicted model, not a curated record. The transcript has 13 exons. NCBI's taxonomy places the organism in Eukaryota, Metazoa, Arthropoda, Insecta, Lepidoptera, Tortricidae. Bases 147 to 3272 code for a protein of 1041 amino acids. Gene Ontology annotation, molecular function: protein binding. Gene Ontology annotation, cellular component: plasma membrane.